AUGUCCACCUCCGGGCUUGAUAUAUCCCAACUCUCCGACAGCGAGAGGUCCGCUCUCGAGACGUAUACUGCGGUCACCGGUCAGGAACAUUCGGAAGCCAUUCCUUUGUUGCGCCGCUCACAAUGGAACGUGCAGAUUGCCAUCUCCAAGUUCUUUGACGGCGAAGGGCCGGAUCCCGUCGAAGAAGCCCGCGCUGCUCUCAACUCCCCUCCUCCGCGACCCGCCCGACAGACCCAAAACCUCAUGAGUGAUGACAUUGCUGCGCAGUUUACUCCGACACCCCGUGCUGCUGAGCCAGCUCCCCGGAUAAAUACACAGCCUGAAGACCAGUCGGUCUAUCGCCCGCCUUUUAUACUAGCUCUGCUGUUUACUCCGCUCAACCUCCUCUAUCGACUACUCUACAGCUCCUUCCGCCUAUUCGGUGCCUUGUUUCCCUUUCUUCCGCGCCUCUUUAACACGACGGCGAAUCCUGCUCUUCAAGGCUCCCGGAGAAAUACUAACGGUCGCCGGCCCUUGGGUCCCAAAGACACGGCCGCCCGGUUCAUCCGGGAAUUCGAGGAAGAAUAUGGCACCAACUCGAUCAGUUUCCUCGAGAACGGAUAUAACAUGGCAUUGGAGAAAGCCCACCGGGACCUCAAGUUCCUCCUAGUCGUACUUCUUGCCCCUGAGCAUGAUGAUACGAAUGGCUGGGUCCGAGACACACUUCUGUCUCGCGAAGUGACCGACUUUGUGAAUGACCCACAAAACAACCUACUUGUCUGGGGAGGGAAUGUUCAAGACUCUGAGGCUUAUCAGGUUGCCAACUCCCUCCGCUGCACCAAGUUUCCCUUCGCAGCCGCUUUAGUCCAUACUCCGAACGUUUCCUCGAAUGCGAUGUCGGUUGUGUCGAGGAUAUCGGGAACGACGUCCCCUGCUGAAUUUGUGGAGAAACUUCGAUCGGCCAUUUCGCAGCACAAGGAGCCUCUCGAGCGCAUACGGUCAACCCGGGCAGAACAGCAAGCCUCACGCAGCCUCCGUGAACAGCAGGACUCCGCCUACGAGCGUUCCCUGGCCAUCGACCGCGAGCGGGCGAGACAGAGGCGGGAAGCCGAGGCGGCCCGACAGAGGGAAGAACAAGAGGCGGCCGAACGUCAAGCGGCCGAGGAGAAGCGCAUACAGGAUCUUCAGCAAUGGAAGCAAUGGCGGGCACAAACCAUUCCGGAGGAGCCUGGACCGGACGUCAAGGACGCUGUACGCAUCAGUAUCCGACUGCCUUCUGGCGAGCGUGUCAUCCGCAAGUUUGCGCCUGACGCGUCGCUUGACGAGCUCUACGCUUUUGUUGAAUGUUACGAUAUCCUGAAGGAGCCAACAGAAAAGGCUGCAGAAGCAGUGAAGCCGGAGGGCUUCGAACACCAGUAUGGGUUCCGGCUGGUUUCACCCAUGCCGCGGGUGGUCUACGAAGUGGAAGCUGGGGGAUCAGUGCGGGACAAGAUCGGCCGAGGAGGGAACCUUCUAGUCGAACCGAUCGAUGACGGCAGCGACGAGGAGUCAGAAGAUGAGGCAUAA
This is a messenger RNA of Aspergillus luchuensis, 1545 nucleotides long. Its product is annotated as clathrin-mediated endocytosis regulator UBX3. The coding region runs from base 1 to 1545 and encodes 514 amino acids. Gene Ontology annotation, cellular component: endoplasmic reticulum. The transcript has 2 exons. The record is from RefSeq and is a predicted model, not a curated record. Gene Ontology annotation, molecular function: ubiquitin binding. Lineage: Eukaryota; Fungi; Ascomycota; Eurotiomycetes; Eurotiales; Aspergillaceae.